AUGUAUGAAAGGCAUGAGCCGCUGGACUUGCAACUGACCUGUUGCAUGUGGUGCGUAGGGACCUGCCUUCCAGCCGGAAAUCUGGACACCAACGGAUACCUGGUCCGCCACCAGCAACGGAUCCAUUCGCUUUGCUUGAUCACCGACGGCACCUGUCCUCAUGCCGGCCGUCGUCUAGAGGGCCUGUCGAGUUUGACGGCACUGACUGACCUGGAAUGGGAAGGCAUCCAGCAUCCAUUCGAAAUGCGCACCUUGUGCGAGUGUCUCCGACAAAAUCAUCGGCGGCUGAAGGCGGUAUCCAUUGGACUUCUGUUGGAUCCGAACGUACCCACUUCCCAUGAGGAUAUUCUGGAGGUCUUCUGGCCACCUCGAGCGCAGGACGACUGCACGCCGGGCGAGCGGGAAUGGUUCCCAUCUCUCACAUCCUUGACAUUCUCUCGCGUCCCGUUCCCCGACAGUCUGCUGCCGGGCGGCCAACCGUCACCGUUCCGCGCGCUCAAGGCACUAACGAUCCGAGACUGCCCCAACGAGCAGCGCUUCCUGCAGCUGUUGGCGCGAGCCAAGGAUCCGUUGACCCUCCAGCACUUCGAGAUCUGCAGUGACUACCUGCGCGAUUCAGAGGACCGAUUGGCGUCCAUUGCGAUCGUCGAAUUUCUACUCUCAUUUCGUGGCUUGCGACGGCUGUACCUGAAGGUGGCCAACUUUCCCCGGUUCCUGCCGGGUCUUGGUGAUGCCAUCAAACAUCACCAAGCCACGCUCCACGGUCUGGUUUUUCACGAGCGUCGGCUGAUGCCAAUUGACGCUGAAAGGCUGUUUGAAGAUCUUCGCGAUGUGAAUAUGGCAUCCCCCAAUAUCCCGCAGAUUCUACGGCAUAGUUCCCCCGCCGCUCUUGGCCUCUGUCUUCGCCCGGCCAGCGCGGUAAGUGUAUCGUUAGCACCCAUCCCCACGGCUAUAUGA
Molecule: messenger RNA, 957 nt
Organism: Aspergillus luchuensis
Lineage: Eukaryota; Fungi; Ascomycota; Eurotiomycetes; Eurotiales; Aspergillaceae
Exons: 1
Coding region: 1-957 (318 amino acids)
Source: RefSeq, a predicted model, not a curated record